Cuscuta campestris is the source of this 1377-nucleotide messenger RNA. Lineage: Eukaryota; Viridiplantae; Streptophyta; Magnoliopsida; Solanales; Convolvulaceae. The record is from the annotation of a GenBank genome assembly.
CUAAUUAAUUACUCUUCUUUGCAGAUGGCUGGUGGAGAUAAGGGUAAGGGUCACGCAGAGCAAACAAAGUCCAAUACUGGGAAGUGGAGAGAACUUUCUAGGUUGCGACAUGCCAUCCUCGGUGGUGGUAGAUCAAGCGGCACAUCGGCCAGCGCAUCUGCGAGUGCAUCAGGCAGCGCAUCAGCCAGUGCCUCAGCCAGCGCAUCAGCCAGCGCAUCAGCGAGGGCAUCAGGUACUGCCACUGUCAGAGUGCCUACUGGGCCUCACGGCAUGAAUGUCACUAGCACCUCUUCCGGAGGGUUUACACGUUCCACUGAUGAGUCUAGGAUGCACGAUGAUGAGAGCAUGGACUCAGACGAGUCGAUAGAGCAUGAGCAUGACGAUGAUAUGAACCUUGGACCGAGCGUAGCAUACUUUGAUCGCUCUGGCAGUGUCGUCUUCACGGAAGAGGGAGCUCGGAUCAUUUGUUCCACAUUCCAGCAGAGGCUCGAUCCAACAGGGGGUAGUUGGAAGAGCCUAAGCGACGCGACUGUGGACUUUUACUGGAGAGAGUUUAAGAAACAUGCCACUUUGGACCCUCGCAUUGAUGAUAGCGUUAUGUUCCGUGCUUGGCAAUUGAAGGCUAGAAGACGAUACAUCGACUGGCUCUCAUCUAUUAGGAAUGAGAAGAAAGGAACAGAGAAGGUGCAGCCACUUGUACCGCAAUCGUGGAAGGAGUAUUGGAAGUCACCAAAGUUCUUGGCAUCCUCCAAGCAAAACAAGAAAAAUCGGCGUGGCGGUGACGAGAAUGCCCCUGCUAGCGCCACGCACACCGGUGGUCCAUUGUCUUUUCGCGAGACUCAAGCGCGCCUUGGUAAAAGUGGAAAGGCUUCUGACUUGUACUCUUCGUACACACACACACAUACGAAGAAACAUGAUGGGAAGACCUUCGUCAAUAAGAAGGCAGAAGAAGUGUCACAAAACUACGUAGCCAUGCAGGAGGUAGUUCGUGAAGAGGGCUUAAAUGUGACACCUGACGAGAUUUUUCUAUCUACAGUCGGAGGACAUGAUGCCAAGAAUCGUGUUCAUGGUGUUGGAGAUCUCGCACGGAGCCUACCACGAAUGCAUGCAAGUGAGGCAAGACGUGCUAGCACCAACUCUAUGUGGGACUCUCGAGAUGAUGAGAUUCGGAGGUUGAGAGAAGAGCUAGAUGAAAUUAGGGCUUCCCAAGCUCGUGAAUUAUUGUCGAUUAGAGAAGAGAUGACCCGACUUUAUGGAGGAGUUUUCCCACAUGGAAAUGGAGAUGGCGGUGGAGAUGGAUGAGGGGCGGGAUUUGCAGGAGCUUGUUGAGUGUUAUAUUAGAAUUGAAGAACAAUAUAUUAAACUUAAGUUUUAUGG